AUGGUGCGUUCGCCUUAUGGGAACGGUUAUCACUAUGGGGAUAAUGUGCUUUCUGGAGAAUUUUCAUUUACUGCAGCUGAGUCUGGUGAUUACACUGCUUGUUUUUCUUUGGCAGCGCCCGACCCCGCGGAAACUGUCACCGUUGAAUUUGUUUGGAAAACUGGGGUUGCUGCCAAGGACUGGAAUAAUGUUGCCAAGAAAGGGCAGAUUGAUGUUAAAGGGAGGCUAGGAGGAAUGAAGGUUCUAGUGUUAGUGGAUUGCGGAGCAUCAGCAAAUUUCAUCUCAAAAAAAUUGGUUAACCACCUCAAGCUGGAAGUAAGUGAGAUAGCAGAAUUUAUAGUUGACGUAGAGACGGGGGAUAAGUGGGAACAACUAAAAGAGAAAAGAGUGAUAAAGGGUGACCCCUCCCUCUAUAAAUCUCAAGCUUCGUGGAAAGCUAUGGUGAAGACUCUCAAUGAUAAAGGAGAAGGGUUCAUGCUAUCUUAUCAAAAUCGCUCAACUAUAGACAUGGAAAUAGGAUUUGUUCUACUGAAGGAAUGCAGCGUUUUUACCUUGCUGGUAGAGAGAGAGUGGGAAUUUCCUUUUAGCUGGAAAAAGAACCAUUGGGGUGGGGGGAGGGGGAUUGAGGCUUGGGAGGGGUUUUGGGAAACAGUGGGAUAG
Molecule: messenger RNA, 660 nt
Organism: Sphenostylis stenocarpa
Lineage: Eukaryota; Viridiplantae; Streptophyta; Magnoliopsida; Fabales; Fabaceae
Source: the annotation of a GenBank genome assembly